Molecule: messenger RNA, 1281 nt
Organism: Arctia plantaginis
Lineage: Eukaryota; Metazoa; Arthropoda; Insecta; Lepidoptera; Erebidae
Source: the annotation of a GenBank genome assembly
AUGGCUUUCGCUGGACUGAAAAAACAAAUCAACAAAGCCAAUCAGUACGUUACAGAAAAGAUGGGCGGUGCGGAAGGCACGAAAUUGGAUUUGGACUUCGUCGAAAUGGAAAGAAAAACAGACGUCACAUGUGAGCUUGUGGAAGAAUUACAAACGAAGACAAAAGAGUUUCUACAACCAAACCCAACUGCACGAGCGAAGAUGGCAGCUGUAAAAGGCAUCAGUAAACUUAGUGGACAAGCCAAGAGUAAUACUUACCCUCAACCCGAGGGUGUACUUGGUGACUGUAUGCUUCAUUAUGGCAAGAAACUUGGAGAGGAUACUGUCUUCUCAAAUUGUCUGAUUGAGAUGGGCGAAGCGCUGAAACAAAUGGCAGAUAUUAAAUACUCACUCGACGACAACAUCAAGCAGAACUUCCUCGAGCCUCUACAUCAUUUGCAGACCAAAGAUCUUAAGGAAGUUAUGCAUCACCGAAAGAAACUACAGGGACGACGAUUGGACUUCGACUGCAAACGACGUAGGCAGGCUAAAGGUGCUCAUAUUGCAGACGAUGAGAUACGACAGGCGGAGGACAAAUUCGCAGAGUCCCUUCAGCUCGCCCAAAUUGGAAUGUUCAAUCUACUUGACAACGAUGUUGAACAAGUAGCACAGCUCACGUACUUCGCAGAGGGACUAUUAGAAUAUCACCAGCAAUGUACGGAGAUCCUCAAAGGACUGGUCUCUGCGCUCAUGGAAAAGAAAGAAGAAGCAGUAAAUCGUCCCAAGAUGGAGUUUGUACCGAAAACCCUAGCUGACAUUCACAUCGAGGGCCUCCACGAUCUGAACAAUGGUAGGCGGUACGGUUCCACCCAAAGUUUGUCCCGUCCCCGUCAACACAUCCCCCCUUCCUCGUCUGUCGGCGACCUUAGUUCUACAGACCCUUUCAAGGCUUGGGAUGCACCCCCUCCUAGUCGUACCCAUGCUAAACCUGCGCCGGGGUUCAAACCGCACCCGGCGCCAAGAAAUCAAUUCAAUGGAAGGGAUCCCUGGACAGCAUCCCCGUUGCCAUCACCAGUUAAGUCGCCUGCCCGAACCCCAAUGGCGCCUCCCAAGGGACCAUGCUGCACUGCUCUCUAUGACUUCGAGCCAGAGAAUCCAGGCGAACUAGGAUUCAAGGAGAACGACGUCAUUACCCUGAUCAACAAAGUUGACGAGAAUUGGUUCGAAGGUUCAGUCAACGGCAAGACCGGUUAUUUCCCGAUCAGCUAUGUUCAGAUCACCGUGCCCUUACCUAACAUGUAA